GACCGUUUACUCAGCAGUCAUGUUUCACUAAAAGCGGUUCAUCUACAGUUACUUCGAUAAACAGAUUUUAAAUUCAUUUUGACACCUCACACACGUUCACAUGAACAGUCGCAAUGUUGAAGUUUAAAUAUGGAGGUCACGGCAGUGUUAAAGACCUGACCGCAGUGGACUCCAUCACAAGCCGCUGCACUCGACUCAAUCACCUGCUGCAGGGGAAGUGCAGAAGUGCAUCAGACUCUCCAGGAGUGACCGGAGUGAGCAGAGAAGGUCUGAUUGAUGCUUUGCUCUUGCUCUAUCAAGAGUGCACGUCCCCAGAGCUCAUGAAGAUCAAACAUGUGGCCAGUUUCGUGGAUAAAUAUGCUGAGGUGGUGGCGGAAGUUCAGGAACUGCUUCCUGGCAAGACGGAUUUUGAGAUGAGGGGAGUCGUGGGACGAGGACACUUCUCUGAGGUGCAGGUUGUGAAGGAGCGAGCUACUGGAGACGUGUAUGCAAUGAAGGUCAUGGACAAAACCUGCCUACGGUCUCAGGACCAGGUGGCGUUUGACGAAGAAAGAACCAUCUUGGCCCUGAACUCAAGUCCUUGGAUGCCACAGCUUCAACACGCCUUUCAGGAUCAUGACCAUGUCUAUCUGGUGAUGGAAUAUCUACCUGGUGGUGAUCUCAUGGCGUUGAUGAACCGAUAUGAAGAUCAGUUAGAUGAGUCCACGGCUCAGUUUUAUCUGGCGGAGCUCGUGAUGGCCAUCCAUGUCGUCCAUCAGAUGGGAUAUGUUCACAGAGAUAUUAAACCAGAGAAUGUUCUGAUCGACCGCACGGGUCACAUUAAACUGGCAGAUUUUGGCUCGGCAGCCAGACUGACCGCUAACAGAACGGUGAUCACGUCUUCCAGACUCCCUAUGGGGACUCGAGACUUCCUGGCCCCGGAGAUUCUGUCCGCGCUGACCGGAGUGUCGACAUGCAGCUACGGUCCAGAGAGCGACUGGUGGUCCUUAGGCGUCAUCGCCUUUGAAAUGAUUUACAUGAAAUCUCCUUUCGCUGACGGCACCUCAUCCAAAACCAUCAACAACAUCAUCAACUUUCAACGCUAUUUGAAGUUCCCAGAGGAACCGAAGGCCAGUGCUCAGUUUGUGGAUCUGCUCCAGAGUUUGUUAUGUGGAUCACGGGAACGUCUGGGAUACGAGGGGCUGCGGUCUCACCCGUUCUUCUCCUCUGUUGACUGGAGCAACCUGAGACACGCGCUCCCGCCGUUCGUUCCGUCUCUGCGCUCGGAUGAUGACACCUCCAAUUUCGAGGAGCCCGGGAGGCACCCCCGCCCCGCGGCCGCCGCCCUGCGAGAUCUCCCUCGCGACGGCUUCUACGGACGAGACCUGCCCUUUGUAGGGUGGUGCUUCAGUCGGCCCCUCAGCGUGCUGGCCAAGUCUGAGUCUGUCGGCGCAGGUCUGAACUCUCCUGCAAAGACAAACUCCAUGGAAAAAAAGCUCCACCUGAAAAACAAAGAACUACAAGAAACUCAAGACAAAUGUCACAAGAUGGAGCAGGAGAUCUCGCGGUUUCAGCGUAAAAUGACCGACCUGGAGUCGGUUCUUCAGCAGAAAGAUGUGGAACUCAAAGCCUCCGAGACUCAGAGGAGCAUUCUGGAGCAAGACCUCGCCACCUACAUCACCGAAUGCAGCAGUCUGAAGCGUAGUUUGGAGCAGGCUCGUGUCGAAGUCUCGCAGGAAGAUGACAAAGCUCUGCAGCUCCUCCAUGACAUUAGAGAACAGAGCAACAAACUGCAGGAGAUCAAGGAACAGGAAUAUCACGCUCAGCUGGAGGAGAUGCAGGUGACCAUCAGACAGCUGGAGGAAGAUUUGUCAGCUGCCCGCCGCCGCAGCGACCUGUAUGAGACUGAACUACGAGAAUCACGACAGACCAGCGAGGAUCUGAAGAGAAAAGCAGCUGAAUAUCAGCAGAGAAUCCAGAAGGCAAAGGAACAGGGUAAGGCCGAGGUGGAGGAUCUACUUUCUAAACUUGAGAAGACAAACGCUGAACAGCAGCUGAAGAUUCAAGAGCUUCAGGAUAAACUCUCAAAGGCGGUGAAAGCGAGCACAGAAGCCACAGAACUGCUGCAGAACAUCCGUCAGGCGAAAGAACGUCUGGAGAGAGAACUGGAGCGUCUGCGCAGUAAAUCUGAUCCCAGUGACACGCUGCGCAGACGCCUCAGAGAGACGGAGGAAGGCAGAAAGACUUUGGAAAACCAAGUCAAGCGUCUGGAGAUGGUGGAGCGUCGAGAGAAUAAACUGAAGGAUGACAUCCAGACCAAAUCCCAACAGAUCCAACAGAUGGCUGAGAAGAUACUGGAGCUUGAGGAAAACUUGAGGGAGACUCAGGCUACGGCUCAUAGGAUGGAAGCUCAUUUGGUCCAGAAAGAGCGACUCUACGAGGAUAAGAUCAAGGUUUUGGAGGAUCAGAUGAAAGUGGAUCUGGCCGAUAAAGAGAGUCUGGAGCAGAAACGCGCUCAGCACGAAGAAGAAGCUCGUGAGAAAUGCAAACUCAUCAGUGAGCAGAAAGCUACAAUCAACGCCAUGGACAAUAAAAUGAAGAGUCUGGAGCAGAGGAUCGGCGAGCUCUCCGAGGCCAAUAAACUGGCGGCCAACAGCAGCAUUUACACACAGAAGAACAUGAAAGCGCAGGAGGAGAUGAUCUCUGAGUUACGGCAGCAGAAGUUUUAUCUGGAGUCACAGGCAGGAAAACUGGAGUCUCAGAAUGCCAAACUGGAGGAACAUCUGGAGAAGAUGAGCCAGCAGGAACAGACCAGAAAGACACGCAUAUUAGAGCUGGAGACCAGACUCAGGGAGAUGGGUCUGGAGCACGAGGAACAGAAGCUGGAGAUCAAGAGACAGGUGAGUGAACUGACGCUGUCGCUGCAGGAGAGAGAGUCUCAGAUCAGCAAUCUGCAGGCGGCGCGUCAUGCGCUCGAGAGUCAACUACAGCAGGCCAAGACUGAGCUGGAGGAGACCACCGCAGAGGCCGAGGAGGAGAUCACCGCUCUCAGAGACCACAGAGACGAGAUUCAACGCAAGUUUGAUGCCUUGAGAGACAGCUGUUCGGUGAUCACAGACCUGGAGGAGCAGUUGACCCAGCUGACCCAAGAGAACGCCGAGCUGAACUGACAGAACUUCUACCUGUCCAAACAACUGGACGAGAUGACGGUGGAGAACGAGGAACGACUGCAGCUCAAUCAGGACGUGGACCGUCUGCGACGCGAGGUCGCCGACAGAGAGAUGCAUCUCAACAACCAGAAACAGAACAUCGAGACUCUGAAGACCACAUGCAGUAUGCUGGAGGAGCAGGUGGUGGAACUGGAGUCUUUAAACGAUGAACUCCUGGAGAAAGAGAGACAGUGGGAGAACUGGAGAUCUGCUCUGGAGGAUGAGAAGAAUCAGGCCGAGCGCAGAACUCGAGACCUGCAGAGACUGCUGGACAACGAGAAGCAGAACCGGUUACGGGCGGACCAGCGCAGCACAGAAUCUCGGCAGGCCGUCGAGCUGGCCGUGAGGGAACACAAAGCUGAAAUUGUGGCUUUACAACAGGCUCUUAAAGAGCAGAGGCUGAAAGCAGAGAGCUUGUCUGAUACUCUGAAUGAUCUGGAGAAGAAGCAUGCCAUGCUGGAGAUGAACGCACGGAGCCUUCAGCAAAAACUAGAGACUGAGAGAGAGCUGAAACAAAGACUCAUGGAGGAGCAAGGGAAACUUCAGCAGCAGAUGGAUCUACAGAAGACACACAUCUUCAGACUGACACAGGGUCUUCAGGACGCGCUGGACCAGACCGACCUGUUGAAAACUGAGAGAACCGACCUGGAGUACCAACUGGAGAACAUACAGGCCGUUUACUCUCACGAGAAAGUGAAAAUGGAAGGAACAAUCUCUCAGCAAACCAAACUCAUUGACUUUCUGCAGGCCAAGAUGGACCAGCCCGCCAAGAAAAAGAAGGGAAUAUUCGGCCGUCGGCGUGAGGAGGUGGGAGUCACGGCUAACGGAGCCACAGCCGCGGCGUGUCAGCCCGCCGUACCCUUACAGUACACUGACAUGAAAUCAGCGCUGGAGAAAGAAAGAGUUCGAUGCUCAGAGCUGGAGGAAGCCCUGCAGAAGAUGAGAAUCGAGCUGCGUUCUCUUCGAGAAGAAGCGGCUCAUUUUAAAGCUCAGGAGCAUGCGCCUACGUCCAUGCCAGCGGCCCGUCAGCAGAUCCUCAUGUCAGCCAUCGUGAAAUCUCCAGAGCGACAGCCCAAUCCCAGCAGCCUGCUGAAUCCCUCCAGCUCGGCCCGACGCAAAGAGACCUCCACACCUGAGGAGAAGAGGAGAGUCACGUUUGAAAAGUACGGGCGGCGUGUGAAGGAGCGGAUGCAUCACAAUAUUCCUCAUCGCUUCACGGUGGGAUUGAAUAUGAGAGCGGCGAAGUGUGCUGUCUGUCUGGAUACUGUUCACUUCGGCCGACAGGCUGCCACGUGCCUGGAAUGUCAUACUCUGUGUCACCCCAAGUGCUCUCCGUGUCUCCCUGCGACCUGCGGUCUUCCGGCCGAGUACGCCGCGCACUUCACUGAGGCUCUGUGUCGAGAUAAGAGCAGCUCGCCCGCUCUUCAGGUGAAAGAAGCGUCGGGUCACGUGCGUCUGGAGGGCUGGAUGAAGCAGCCCAGGAAUGGGAAACGAGGGCAGCAGGGCUGGGAGAGGAAAUAUGUGGUGCUGGACGGAACGAAAGUAUCGAUCUAUGAGUGUGAACCCACAGAAGACUCGGUGAAGCCGCAGGAGGAGUUUGAGUUGUGUUUGCCGGAUGGUGAGGUGACGGUACACGGAGCCGUUGGUGCUUCUGAGCUCAUCAACACGGCUAAAUCAGAUAUCCCGUACGUGCUGAAGCUGGAGUCUCACCCUCACACCACGUGUUGGCCCGGUCAGUGUCUGUACUUCAUGGCUCCCAGUUUUCCAGAUAAGCAGCGCUGGGUGGCUGUUCUGGAGUCAGUGGUGGCCGGCAGCAGAGGAUCCCGUGAGAAAACAGAAGCAGAUGCUGUGAGUGAAUGCUUGUUUUCUCUUGGGUUUGAUGGACAAUGGAGGUGUUCAGGUGAGGAGCGUGCUCUGUGUCUGGUGGAUAUUAAGCGGGUGAAACAGUCUCUGGCUCAGUCUCAUCUGCCUGCUCAGCUGGAUCUCAGUCCAUAUAUCUUUGAGGCAGUGAAGGGCUGCCAUUUGUUUGCUUCUGGAAAGAUUGAAAACGGGAUGUGUAUUUGUGCUGCGAUGCCCAAUAAAAUCACCAUACUGCGCUACAACGACACUCUCAACAAGUUCUGCAUCAGAAAGGAGAUCGAGACGUCUGAGCCGUGCAGCUGCAUUCACUUCACCGGAUACAGCAUCGUCAUCGGCACAAAUAAAUUCUAUGAGAUGGAGAUGAAGCAGUAUGUGCUUGAAGAGUUCCUGGACAAGAAUGACGUGACUUUGGCCUCGGCCGUGUUCGCCGCCGCCUCUCACAGUUUCCCCAUCUCCAUCAUCCAGGUGUCCAGCUCCCCGCAGAAAGUGGAGUACCUGCUCUGCUUCCACGAGUUUGGAGUGUUUGUUGACGCGUACGGCCGCAGGAGUCGCACCGAUGACAUUAAAUGGAGCCGUCUGCCUUUGUCCUUUGCGUACAGAGAGCCGUAUCUGUUUGUGACCUACUUCAACUCUCUGGAUGUGAUUGAGGUUCAGAGUCACUCGGCACUCGGUCCACAUGCGUACGCACACUUGGACAUUCCUAACCCACGUUACCUGGGUCCGGCCAUCUCCUCCGGCGCUGUGUACCUGGCCUCGUCCUACCAGAACAAACUGCGUGUCAUCUGCUGUAAAGGAAACCUGGCUCAGGACGGCUGGAGCACAGAGUCACAGAGAAGCGGCUCCACGCGCAGCCCAAACAAGCGCGGCCCCCCCUCCUACAACGAGCACAUUUCAAAGCGCCUGGCCUCCAUGCCCGCCGUACAGGAGGGGCUCCACCAGCCCGGAACCCCUCACCGUUACCGGGAGGCUCGUACAGAGUUCCGCCGUGACAAGUCUCCCGCCCGGCCCCUGGACAGAGAGAAGUCCCCGGGACGCCUGACGGAACAGAGGCCGGAGAGAUCGCCCGGGAGGAUGAUGGACCCUCGUCUGGACCGCUCGCCGGGACGGGUCAUGGAUCUGCGCAGAGAGAGGUCGCCCGGCCGGGCGUUCGAAGAGCCUCGCCAAAGACUGCACACGGGAUCGGCACGCACGCCUAUCAACACUGUCAACAAGGUGUGGGAUCAGUCAUCGGUUUAAAUGAUCAACGCUGUAUCAGAAGACCACGCACCCCCCAGACCAUCUGAUUCGUCUAAACAUGCAAUCAACGACAAGAGAAAUCAUGUGACCGCACGUCAUCCAAUCGGGUCUCAGGGGGGGAAACAUACAGCACAAUGUGACUGGCUCUUCAUGGCCUUAGAUUCAGAUUAGCACCGAUUAUUAUUAACACACAGAUCUGGCCAGCGCUCGCUAGGGCUCACAAAAGUAUUAUUUCACGUCUCUGAUCAGAGAAACACUACCCAAUGACAUGACUGUAGUUUUGCUUGUCGUUUGUCCUGAUGUUUCUGUACUUCUCUUCUGUUUCUUUCACUUCCUCCUCCUGCCCAUCACUCUUCCUGCACUUACCCACAAUCCCCGGCGUCGUAGCGCCCGUCUUGAUGGAACAGGAGCUUUGUAAACUCUCAGAAUGUCAAGUAACUCUUGUACAUAGGCUCAUGUGAUUUUUUUACGAGACGAUAUAAAAGUGAAUAUUGAGGCUUGUCGAGCCACGUCUAUUUUUGUUAAGAAAUGAAGGCGAGAAAGCCGUUUGUAACGUUUCUUCUUGGAUGUCUCGAGCUGAACCGUGUCAAAUGUCCAUGACGCUUCAAAGUGAAACAUUUCGCUUGAAUCAAGCCGGUGUGUGUCAUUGUGUCAAAGCGCCUGUAACACUUGUACUUCUAGACGAAUUCGUUCUCCAGCGCCGCUGUUCAGUGUUGUUUUUGGAGCUUCAGAAGACGUGGAAGAGCUCUGCUGUAGUACCGUCUGCUUUCUCAGAACGUUCAGGCCCUGAUGAACUCUUGAUCUCAGGAUUAGAAUGUUAGGAAUCACAGUUCUGUGGGUUUCUUUACAUGAAUGUGACGCAGCAUCCAACACCUGAAUCUCUAUUUAGCGAAUCGACAUCGAGCAGAUUCAGUCCAUUCGUGCGGUGACGUCUCGACUGUCGCAUGGAGACCACCUGAAGGGUUUAUUCUGUUUCUGCUUUUCAUUUCCGUUUCUUGUGUUUUGAUGGGUUUUUAUUCUGCGCUAAAUGAUACUGAUGUUAACAAACUGCUGACCAGAGAUGUAGCGUUUCUUGUUUUAUCUUUUUUUUAUUAUGGUCAAAUAGCAUUAGCUACAGCAACUAUUAAACAAAGUUCUAUCUUUAUCUGGGCCUUUG
Molecule: messenger RNA, 7440 nt
Organism: Triplophysa rosa
Lineage: Eukaryota; Metazoa; Chordata; Actinopteri; Cypriniformes; Nemacheilidae
Gene: cita
Product: citron rho-interacting serine/threonine kinase a
Exons: 47
Biological process (GO): actomyosin structure organization; peptidyl-threonine phosphorylation
Cellular component (GO): cytoskeleton; cytoplasm
Molecular function (GO): ATP binding; protein serine/threonine kinase activity
Source: RefSeq, a predicted model, not a curated record